Molecule: messenger RNA, 399 nt
Organism: Fraxinus pennsylvanica
Lineage: Eukaryota; Viridiplantae; Streptophyta; Magnoliopsida; Lamiales; Oleaceae
Source: the annotation of a GenBank genome assembly
AUGCUUCUGUUCCAGAAUGAUAAUGUCAGAAUUACAUUGUUCCAUCCUUUGAGCAGGGCAAAGCAUAUAAAGGCAUUGGCACAUGUCAGUCUUAAAGAAGAUGAAGACACCAAGAGUCCUGGAGCCCUCCCUGUGAUCAAAAGCGAGUCUUGUGAGAGAAUAUUAGAGAAGUUGAGACAGAAAAUAAAAGCUGAAGAUGUGGAACUUCUGGAGCAGCUAUUUGUUUUAGAGGGAAUUUUCUUUGAUCCCAGCUCUGUGGAAGAAGUGGAAGCAGCUUACGAGGAUGUGACAUCCAGAACAAUUUUAUCACUGCAGAAAGCCGUGGAAGAGCUAAUUGCAACUGUUGAGAAGCUCAAGGAGGAGAACAAGGCUCUUAAAACCCAGAUCAAAAGCUGCUGA